AUGGGACUUGAAGAGAUACAUGAGCUUCAGAGACAGAGGAAAUGGAUGCAGUUCUGCAGGCUGAUUAUGGAUUCAGUUGAUAAAAUUUCUACUGAAAUGCUUUUAGGUGUUUUUCUUGAAAGUGUAAACCUGAUCCAUCCAAGAACAUUGUGUGAGGUUUUUCUGGUGCUGGCUGCAAAGCUACCACCAAGAGAUGGAGUAGAUUUAUUGAACAAAGGACAAGAGACAAUAUCAAGCUGUGUUUUGUAUUCUGAAGAUUUUGAGGCAGAAAAGGCAAUGAUGGAGAUGAAGAAGUGUCUGCUUCUGAUUGGAAUGAAUGAGUUCAAGGGCAUAGAAACAAGAUUGUUUGAGUGGAGAAGAAUGAAGAUGACAAAGGACAUGCAAGCGAUGUACAAUUUUGUUGGAUUUAAGCUGUAUCAGGGAAUUGGUAAUAUUGAGGCGUCUUUUUCUCAUUUGCUUAAAUAUGUAAAGCUAACAAAUGCGAGUGGCCUGACGGAUACACUUGUGGAGUACGGGAUGCUAAGUAAGGAUUUUUUUAACUUCACUGCAAUAACAUCGUUGCCAUGCUUUAGCAAUAUCAAAAGUAAUGAUCUGAGGGAAAUGUUUGUGCUAUUUAGAGAAGGCAAUAUUGAUGAGCUUGAAAUGAUGAAUAAGAAACUUGUGGAAAAGUUUGGGACGAACUCUGAGCUGGUAAAAGAAAAGAUGUAUAUGAUAGCAUUGACGAAUCUUUGCUUUGCAGAGAGAGAAAAGAAGAUACCUAUAAGAAAGAUUGAAGAGGUGCUGAAGAUACCCAGGAAGGUAGCGAUUUACAUAAUUAUGAAAUCUCUUGGGCUGAAGCUGAUUUGCGGAUGGAUUAAUGGAGAGGAAGAUGCUCUUUAUUUUGAUAGUCUAGCGCCAAGGACAUUACAGCCCAAGGAAAUAAUGGAGAUCCAAGGGAAGUUGGGAAGAUGGAGAAGAAGGAUCCAUGAGGUUAUUUCAAUGCUGAAGUAA
Messenger RNA from Ordospora colligata OC4, 990 nucleotides. RefSeq lists its product as uncharacterized. The coding region runs from base 1 to 990 and encodes 329 amino acids. Gene Ontology annotation, molecular function: structural molecule activity. Gene Ontology annotation, biological process: ubiquitin-dependent protein catabolic process. The transcript has a single exon. Gene Ontology annotation, cellular component: proteasome regulatory particle, lid subcomplex; cytosol; nucleus. NCBI's taxonomy places the organism in Eukaryota, Fungi, Microsporidia, Ordosporidae. The record is from RefSeq and is a predicted model, not a curated record.